AUGGACUCUUCCAGGAACACGGCUGGCAGCAGCAAGCAGGCCAUGGGAACUGAGACACGCGAACAGCUCCUCGACGUCUUCAAGGCCGCGGCACUCUCCGUCACCAAACUCUACAAGACAUCCGCCCUUGCCGAGUCCAGAGCACGCGCCGACGGCUACCAGGAGUGCCUCGAGGACCUGCUCGGCUUCCUUGACAAGGAAAAUAUGGGACUAUGCGAUGGUGAGGGGUGGCAAAUGCGACGGUGGGCGACCGAGCGGCUCGACGGCCGCGACCGCGCUCUCCAAAGUACCGAAAGCGAAGACGAGACGGAAAAGGCGGCCGAACGAACAGCGUCCCCCGAGAUGACGCGGACGAGUGUCGAACCCCCGCAAACAACCACGCGGUCUAAGGGCGACUCCCCGGCGCCGACUGGACAGGCGCGUCUCGACGAGCCAACACACUUUGUUGUGCCCUCGCAGGAGUUUACCUUUCAGUCCACACACUCGUAUCCCAACAUUGCUACCCUCGACCUCUCCGACUCACGACCACAUGACACGCCUACGUUUCCGGCGGGACGAGCGGCCAAGACACGACUAAACGGGCCUGCAUCGGCUCGUCUGCGCACAGCCGGCCACUUGGGACGAGGAGCAGGCGCCAAACGCCGUGUGAACUUUGACGACUUCUUCGGCGGCUGCUUCGGCGGCAAGGAUCCGCUGAACCCCGGCAGCAAACGUGGUAGACACACAUGA
Molecule: messenger RNA, 729 nt
Organism: Cordyceps militaris CM01
Lineage: Eukaryota; Fungi; Ascomycota; Sordariomycetes; Hypocreales; Cordycipitaceae
Exons: 1
Coding region: 1-729 (242 amino acids)
Source: RefSeq, a predicted model, not a curated record